This is a messenger RNA of Emericellopsis atlantica, 786 nucleotides long. RefSeq lists its product as uncharacterized. Lineage: Eukaryota; Fungi; Ascomycota; Sordariomycetes; Hypocreales; Bionectriaceae. The record is from RefSeq and is a predicted model, not a curated record. The coding region runs from base 1 to 786 and encodes 261 amino acids. The transcript has a single exon.
AUGAAGUACAUGAAGUACAUGCCGUACAAGUUAAUGGGACCUACCAUCCCGACCCAGCACUAUGUCGUUCAAGGUGAACCUGGCAAGCCCACGGCGUUGAUAGCCGUCCCUGAGCCGCGCCGUCUGCGGCCUCCUCUGCCUCCCCUGUCACCAGAGGAGAAGGGCAUUCUGGCUCCGCUGAAGACGGACCACAAUGGGUUCAUUAAAACCAGACGUCGGGCUCACUUUGGCGCGCCCAACAACCCAUUCCCUAUUGCUCACUUGAUGACGACACCCACUGGUGCUACUACUACACCGGGUGUUGCCACGGGGUCUUCUGCUACGCCGAGCACUGGUGCUUUUGAUACACCAUCUCGUGGUGGCACCACGGCCAGAACGGCACGUGGUCGCCCGCGAAGCAAUGCAGUCUCUAUUCCCUCAUGGGUCACACACCCUCAGGGCGAGGCACCACCUCAUGCUACCACCACUGCCAGAACGGCACGUGGUCGCCCGCGGGCAAACGCAGUCUCUUUGCCCAGAGGAGACAUUCCCCCUCAGCACGAGUCUGAAGAAUUGACUGCUGCGGAGUGGAGGAUGCGCGUCAGACUGGCGGCCAUCCGUGAGCGUCACCGACUUGAAAGGCCCGUCACGCCGCCCCCUGCCAUUGUCAUACCUGUGUACACUACAGAGAACCUGGACUGGCAGGGCUACUCGCGCCGUGACGGUGCCAAUGGGACCUCACUCCAAGCGCAAGUGGAAGCAUCGUGGAGAGUGUUCGAUGAGUACAUGGCCAGCAUUCAACAGUAG